GUCCUUGCUCCUGUAUCAGCCAUGUCGGUGUUUGCAAUCGAGGUCGAAACGCUUGGCGAGCAGAUUGCCGAAAACUUGCUUUCUUAUUGGAUUGAAAAGAUAUUCCCACCUACAUCAAACAACCAAGCUGAAUUUAUCCAAGCCAGUGCUAUAUUUACUUCAUCCGAUCAACGGAAUGCCAUGACAUCACGAGCUGUUACUCUACUCCAAGAUUAUGCAGAGAAACUCAUUCAGGCUAUUUCACGCCGUAAAAUAAUUCAGAUGAAGGCAGGAGAUAUAUCACAAGUGCCUGUAGAUGAGGUCAAUGAGAUUGCCCAGUCGUUCAAUCGAGCUGCAUUUGAAGAGCUGUCGCCCUCACAACGUCAGAUGCUUGCUUUGCGUGAUUUGCAAAAUGCAGAGCGGCUUGCUGGUAACGAUAUCAAGCGACUGUAUUAUGUGGUGGAAAUGGCCUCGCUAUUUCUUGUUGGUCUCAUAGAUGGAUCUAAAGGGAAAUCCACUGCAGCAGCAGCAUCUUCUGCUAUACCAGUACUUGAGAAACUUAUUGGAGUUAAAAUCCCAGGUAGUGAUCAAGGAGAAGGAUUUUUGAAACUAUGUAUGCGAUGUCUGGCGUGAAUAGAUGACCAAGAUGGUCACGGAUAAUGGUUUGCAGGAAAUGAAUAUUAAUAGUUUUCAAU
Molecule: messenger RNA, 674 nt
Organism: Batrachochytrium dendrobatidis JAM81
Lineage: Eukaryota; Fungi; Chytridiomycota; Chytridiomycetes; Rhizophydiales
Exons: 3
Coding region: 22-612 (196 amino acids)
Source: RefSeq, a predicted model, not a curated record